This is a messenger RNA of Acanthocheilonema viteae, 900 nucleotides long. The record is from the annotation of a GenBank genome assembly. Lineage: Eukaryota; Metazoa; Nematoda; Chromadorea; Rhabditida; Onchocercidae.
AUGGGUGGUGAUGAUGCGUCGAUGCUUUCUAACACAAUUAUGUCAGCAACAAUACCAUUGCUCCUGGAAGAAGAUGUUGAAUCUGGCUUACCACCCAGUUAUGAGGAAGCAGCGAAUGGAAAACGGACAUUGCAAAAUCGUCCAUUGCAACAUCAUUGGUUUUUUAAUUUUAAUUCUAGCAAAGCAACAACAAAUUUAACAGCUGUUAUAUUUUCCACUGUUGCUAUUAGAUUAGAAUUUCUGCGAAAAGUCUUCGGCAUACUAUCUUUGCAGUUGCUUAUUACAGCUGUAUUUUGCACGACAUUAUAUGUAACGCCAGAAGUUCGCCUUUUUUUGCAGCAGCAACUAUGGAUUGUACUUGCCUCUGUAAUCGGCUCAUUCAUUUUACUUUUUGCAAUGUUUAUCCACUCUCGUUCAGUACCUCUUAACUAUAUAUUAUUGGUAUCUUGGACUAUCAUGCAGUCCAUUACUAUAGGUGCUAUUGUCUCUUUCUUCGAUGUAAAGGUCAUAAUUGAAGCAGUUGGUCUGACAGCAGUGACUGUUGCCGGCCUUUUCGUUUAUACACUCCAAUCAAAGCGUGAUUUUCAAAGUCAUUGGGCUGCGUUAUUCAGUAUUUCUAUAGUUUUCCUAGCUGUUUGUUUUGCAAAUUUAUUUCUACAAUCAGCAUUAUUUGAUUUCUUGAUGGCUGCAUUUGGUGCUGUUUUAUUUUCCAUCUAUUUGAUAUUCGACAUUGAUCGUAUUAUGCAUCACACUUCACCUGAAGAUUACAUCGAAGCAUGCGUAUCGUUUAGGUUGCGUAUUGAACGCGACAUGUCUAUCGCGUUAGCUUUGAAGACUAUUCUAGGUGGAAAUCAGAAACGUCAUAUUACUUAUACUAUCUUAUGUGAUGUAUGUAUUUGA